UCCGACUCGUGUGCUGGCCCACCUUUUCCCACCUCACCCCACGCGCCACGGCGGCCACUCCCCCUCCCCCUCCCCAAUCCCGAUCCCUUGACCCCCACCACCGCAAGUCUUCGACCGCGCGCCGCCACGCCAUGGCCUCCUCCAAUGCCUCCGCCGCCGUCAAGGCCUCCGCCACCUUCGCUCACAAGAAGGAGCUCGCCGCGGCACCGCUGGCGCUGACGCAGCACCGGGCGGGAUCGAGACGCCGGAGCAAACCUUGCCGCGUACGCGCCAUCGCCUCGCCCGCGCGCGCGCCCCGCGCCCCGGCGUCCACCGGUUCGGUGAAGAGCGCGAUGACGAUGACGGAGAAGAUCCUGUCGCGGGCGUCGGAGCGCGCGGGCCUGGAGCCCGGGGAUAACGUGUGGGUGGACGUCGACGUGCUCAUGACGCACGACGUAUGCGGUCCGGGCACCAUCGGCAUCUUCAAGAAGGAGUUUGGGGAGGACGCCAAGGUCUGGAACCGCGAGAAGGUCGUCAUCAUCCCGGACCACUACAUCUUCACAAGUGAUGAGCGGGCGAAUCGGAAUGUCGAUAUUCUCAGGGAUUUCUGUAUGGAGCAGAAGAUCAAGUACUUCUACGAUAUCAAAGACCUAAGCGACUUCAGAGCAAAUCCAGACUACAAAGGUGUUUGCCACAUUGCUCUUGCUCAAGAAGGUCAUUGCCGACCAGGCGAGGUUCUCCUCGGUACAGAUUCUCAUACAUGCAAUGCUGGAGCAUUUGGUCAGUUUGCAACUGGAAUUGGGAACACUGAUGCAGGCUUUGUGAUGGGCACUGGAAAGGCUCUUCUUAAGGUGCCACCGACUAUCCGGUUUGUAUUAGACGGAGAAAUGCCACCUUAUUUACUUGCGAAGGAUCUGAUUUUGCAUAUUAUUGGCGAGAUAUCUGUCUCUGGUGCAACAUACAAAUCGAUGGAGUUUAUUGGAUCAACUGUAGAAAGACUAAGCAUGGAAGAGCGAAUGACUCUGUGCAACAUGGUUAUUGAAGCUGGUGGAAAGAACGGUGUUGUGCCUGCUGAUGAAACUACAUUUAAGUACCUUGAGGGUAAGACAUCAGUUAAUUAUGAACCUGUCUACAGUGAUCCCCAGGCCAGAUUUUUUGGUGAUUACCGGUUUGAUGUAUCCAAACUGGAGCCAGUAGUUGCCAAGCCACAUUCACCUGACAACCGCGCUCUAGCAAGAGAAUGCAGAGAUGUAAAGAUUGACCGUGUCUAUAUUGGUUCUUGCACUGGUGGUAAGACUGAGGACUUCUUUGCUGCUGCAAAGGUGCUCUUAGCUUCGGGCAAGAAGGUUAAAGUUCCCACUUUUCUUGUCCCUGCGACACAAAAGGUGUGGAUGGACAUAUAUAGCCUCCCUGUACCAGGAUCUGGUGGCAAAACUUGCUCCCAGAUAUUUGAGGAGGCUGGUUGUGACACACCAGCUAGUCCUAAUUGUGGCGCUUGUUUGGGUGGCCCUCGUGAUACAUAUGCACGCAUGAAUGAACCUACUGUCUGCGUAUCCACCACGAACAGGAAUUUCCCUGGCAGAAUGGGGCACAAGGAAGGGCAGAUCUACCUGGCGUCUCCCUACACCGCUGCCGCCUCCGCCCUGACGGGAUACGUCACAGACCCCAGGGACUUCCUGAUGUAAUGACCUUGAAGGAACAUAGUGUGUUAUCGAGAGUCGUUGCUUAGCAGCUCAUUCUGCUCUCGUGUUUUUGUGUUGAACUGCGGUUUAGAUGUUGUCUUCCACUGAGAAAUAAGGUAUUUUCCCCUAUAGAAACUGCAUAUUGGGAUGUCCA
Phragmites australis (common reed) is the source of this 1815-nucleotide messenger RNA. Its product is annotated as 3-isopropylmalate dehydratase large subunit, chloroplastic-like. The transcript has 14 exons. Bases 132 to 1664 code for a protein of 510 amino acids. The record is from RefSeq and is a predicted model, not a curated record. Gene Ontology annotation, molecular function: 3-isopropylmalate dehydratase activity; 4 iron, 4 sulfur cluster binding. Gene Ontology annotation, biological process: amino acid biosynthetic process. NCBI's taxonomy places the organism in Eukaryota, Viridiplantae, Streptophyta, Magnoliopsida, Poales, Poaceae.